UCUCGCUCUCUUUCUCUCUCUGUGCGCGCGCGUGUGCCUGCGUGCGUGCGUGCGUGCGCUUUUAAAGAGGAAAACUUUACGGUUGUUCAUGUUUAGCUUCACUUGCGCACUUUCCGUCCCGGCUCUGCUUUGCUUUCAGCUUUUCUAUCACUUGCUCUGUUUUUGCCUCUUCCUACUUCUGCCCGGAUGCAUGAAGAAGAUGCGCAUCCACGUCACUGAGCGUUUGUUUCCAUUUUCCUAAAUUCCACCCCUGAGUCAAGUUAAGCGUGUUUAUGAGUGUUUUGCGUGUGGAUGUGAGCUGUGCUCUUUGAGAAACGAUGAACGUCGCACUUUGCUCUAUCCCCGGCGGCGUCGCGUCGCUGAAGAUUGUUUUGCUGUGCUUCUCGUUACCGCGCGUGGCCGAUGCUCUUCCGGACUCCGCGAGUCUCUCGCCACCUGUCAAUGGGUCGGGUUUCGCACCUGUACGGAAGACCGGCGGCUUCGUGCGCGCCAUCGACCGGCUCUAUCACGGAGGCGGGAGAGUGGGCUACCUCUUGUAUUUGGACGAUCAGCGGUUUCAGCUUGACCUGGAGCGGGACGAGUCGGUGCUGUCGCCUCACCUUGGUUCUCCGUACAGUGCGACCCUACGUGUCGCGGGAUUCCUGCGCCGCGGCUGCUUGUAUCGGGGAACAGUCGACUCCAAUCCGGAAUCGUUAGCGGUUUUCAACAUGUGCAAGGGAGGACUAAGUGGAUUUUUCGCCGUGAACCAUGACCGCUACAAAAUCAGAUCCAUCGCGCACGGCAGAGAGCGUGAGAACGACACAGAGCGCACGCUGCACUAUUACACCUGGGAGAGCUUUGGCUUCGAGGCCGUGACGGAACACAAAAGCUGCGGAACGCGUGAAAAGAGAAGGCGCGAUGGUAGUGAGCGGACGCGCCGAAGGACAGGUAAAGCGAUGGGGGACUUAAAGCGCGACGAUUACGAUGCGCGCGACAGGAGGUUCUGGGUGAAUUUCGCGCAAUCACAAAAUGCAAAGAUGCGUAGCAAAAGAUCGGUGUCGCGCGCGCGGCACGUGGAGCUGUUACUGGUGGCAGACGCGUCCAUGGCUAAGAAGUAUGGCAACGAUUUACAACACUACCUGCUGACAUUGGCGUCUAUCGCGUCGCGGUUGUACGGCCACGCCAGUAUCGAGAACCCUGUCCGUCUCUCUGUAGUGAAGGUCACGGUGUUGACGGAGAACGAGAAAGGCCUCGAUGUGACCAAGAACGCUGCCGCAACGCUCAAGAACUUCUGCAAGUGGCAGAACCAGCAGAACCCACUGGACGAUGACCAUCAGCAUCAUCACGACGCGGCCAUUCUCUUCACCAGGCAGGACCUGUGCGGACAUCACUCAUGUGAUACACUGGGCAUGGCUGAUGUGGGCACGGUGUGUUCUCCAGAGAGGAGCUGCGCUGUGAUAGAAGAUGAUGGCCUGCACGCUGCCUUCACUGUCGCACAUGAAAUUGGGCACCUUCUAGGCUUGUCUCAUGAUGACUCGAAGUUCUGUGAGGAGAGGUUUGGCUCCACAGAGGACAAGAGACUCAUGUCUUCAAUCCUGACCUCCAUCGACGCUUCCAAACCCUGGAGCCGCUGCACCUCGGCCACCAUCACUGACUUCUUUGAUGAUGGAAAUGCGGAGUGUUUGCUGGACAUGCCACAUAAUCCUUUGCUUGGUCCUGAGGAACUUCCUGGUCAGAGCUAUGAUGCAGUGCGGCAGUGCCAGCUAGCCUUCGGGUCCGAGUAUUCUGUGUGCCCAGGCAUGGAUGUGUGUGCUCGUCUGUGGUGCGCUGUAAUCAGGAAGGGCCAGAUGGUGUGUCUGACCAAGAAGCUGCCAGCGGCAGAGGGCACACAGUGUGGCAAGGGCAGGAUAUGCCUGCAUGGGAAGUGUGUGGACAAGACACGCAAGAGGCACUAUUCGGCCUCUAACCACGGUAGCUGGAGCUCUUGGGGGCCGUGGGGUGCAUGCUCUCGAACAUGCGGAGGCGGAGUGCAGUUCACACAGCGUCUGUGCAACAACCCUCCUCCUCGCAACAAUGGACGCUACUGCACAGGAAAGAGAGCCAUCUACAGGUCCUGUAACAUCACUCCAUGCCCCAUGCGAAAUAAGAAUUUCAGGCAGGAACAGUGUGAGGCGAGGAAUGGGCCUCAGACAGACCCUAAAGGAGUGAAGACCUUUGUCGAGUGGGUGCCCAAGUAUGCUGGUGUGCUGCCAAAGGACAUGUGCAAGUUAACCUGUAGGGCCAAAGGCACGGGAUACUAUGUAGUCUUCUCACAAAGGGUGAUAGAUGGGACGGAGUGUAGGCCCUACAGCAGCUCAGUUUGUGUGAAAGGGAAGUGUGUGCGCACUGGCUGCGAUGGAAUAAUAGGCUCCAAGCUGCAUUAUGACAAAUGUGGCAUCUGCGGUGGUGACGGCACAGGCUGCGUAAGAGUGGCUGGCAACUUCACCAAGAAGAGUAAGGGAUAUACUGAUGUUGUGAAGAUCCCAGACGGCUCAACUCACAUCAAGGUCCGUCAGUACAAGCCAAAAGGUCAGGCUCACUUUGCUGCUUACCUAGCCCUGCGUCGGCCCAGUGGAGAGUACCUUCUCAAUGGCAAGUUCAUGAUCUCCACCUCUGAGACACUAAUCCUACUGAAUGGCACCAUGCUUAACUAUAGUGGCUGGAACCAGCAUGAUGAGGCUCUUCACACCACAGGGCCUGGCGCUCUCCGAGAGAGCCUUGUAGUGCAGGUACUAGCAACUGACCCAAAGAAGCCUCUAGAUAUACGUUAUAGCUUCUUUGUGCCUCGCAAAACGCCACUUCCACCUCGGACAACCUUGGUGUUUUCUGCCACACCUGCAGCAUUGUCUUCUGACGAGGUCUUAACCAUGACUACGAAGGUUGUGCCCACAACAGAACCUCCAUCAACCCCACCUGGGCCACGGUGGGUGACAGGCUCAUGGAUGACCUGUUCCAGGACAUGUGACACGGGCUGGCAAAGUCGUACAGUCCAGUGCAAGGACCCGCAGGGAAAGCUAGCUAAGGGAUGUCCUCUAGGGGACAGACCUCCAGCCUUUAAACACUGUCUGGUUAAAAAGUGCUGAGAAAAUCUGAUGGAAAUGUAAUUGCGAAAACUUGUGCACACGUAUGCAUGCUUCUUCUUACGGGUCUGAGGUGAAAGGUCUCAAGAAGAGACAGACAGACAAACUGGAGCACAUAGUGUCUUAUAGAGCAGAACAGUUUGAAGUUCGAAUGCCUAUUCAUGCCUGAACUUCGUCACUGUGGAACUGAAUUUUUCUAGCAUUAUGACCGUGGACAACGAGUGCCUGCCCUGGCCUCUAAUGCAGUCACUUCAUCGGCUGCCUGGAAUCUACAAUCAACAGUGUGUAGCCACUCAUCUCAUGCCAACCACAAUCCGUUUCUCCAGCCAUCCCUCUAUGGGGUAGAGUGCAUUUCAGCUCAUUAACUACAACAAAUUUAAACUGCAACCCAGAGAAGUCAGUAGAAAUUAAUCCUCAGUUCAUCAUAAAAACUACAAGUGAAUGGAGUCUGAACUAUUUAUGCAUGAUUGGACUGUACUAAAGAUUACUCUGGCUUUGGACUAACUGGAAACUUUUGGAAACAUGCCCAAAAGUUUCUGGAUGUAAACCAUUUUCCAGUACAUUCUCACUUGCUUAAUGUACGUACCACCAUAUUUGAAAAACUAUAAGAGCACUCUAUCACAUUUAUGACAGAGUGAGCUCAUCUAGGUCUUUAUUGCUAAUCCAUUGGUUAACGGCGGUCAAUGUUUUUUUUAAAUGUGCCCGGGAUUCCUGCUGAGAAAGGAAUGGACUGGGAAAAAAACGUAUACUUUUCUUGAACGUGUGUUAAUUUAACACAUUUUUCAUUAGAACAUACAUAAACAUUUACAGCAAUAAUGGUGGACGUGUAUGAUGUUAAAAAGCAUGCAUUCAUACUAAACAGGCAAAACCAUUUCUUACGUCAUUUCUUAGACAUUGUGUUAACUAAACACGUACAACACAAAAAAAAAACACUCUUAAAAAUUAUCCUGACGAAUAGGAAAUAACGCUUAAUAUAAAAAUGUAAAUUCAGCAUAAAAAUGAAGUUUGCUACAUUUAUUUCAAAUAUUCAGCUCAACCAACUUGAAAAUCCUCUUAUUUUUUUAUCUGGACACAUUUUUGAAUGCACAAUUUUGCAUUCAGUCAGCUAUAGGCAAAUUAAUAGUUGAGUCAGCUAAAUACACACAGGUGACAACAAAUUAAGGUGUUGGGCCAUAACAAACUGCCUGAACAAUUUCAAUGUGCCUUGAUCAUGGCAUUGAUUCCAAAAAUGAACAGUUUUUCCAAAUGUUAUUCCCUCAAUUAGUGUUUUAAUGAUAAUGGUGGAGAGUGCGCUCUAACACACUGGUCCAAACUCUCCUAUGGGUGUGCAGUCGGGUUAAGUUGUAGUGGCUGUGAAGGCCAUAGCAUAUGAUCUCUAUCGUUUUCCUACUCAACAAACCAUUCCAUGGGCCCUCAUCUCCUGUGGAUGAGGGGAACGUGCCCUGGGAAGAGACUACUCUCAAUAGGAUAGAAAUGUUUAAUCAAAGGAUAAAGGUCAAUAAGUAGAACUUUGUAUUGAUUUGGAGCUGAAUAACAGAGCCACCAUUUUCCGUUACUUUGUCACCCCUCUGUAUUUAGGCAACCCACUGGAAAAAAAGAGAGAGAACAAAAUCAUUCUUACGACAAUAUAUGUUUAUUAGGUGUUCAUGAAAAUAAUCAUGGAGACAAAUGUAUUAAUGUAUUCAUUGAUUGAUAUUAACAAUAGCAUUCUAUUCUCUUAAUAUUGAGUGAUACAAAUACACACAGUUUUAUACCAAAUAUUAGGCAGUUAUCUUUAAACAUACUUGACAAGUCAUAGUCUUCAACUUGGUGCAACUAGCUAACCAAUUUUAAGCAUACAAAGUUAACAUAUUACCAAUUCAACAAGAGUAGACAAUACUUUAAACUAAGCUAACAAUUUGCUUGGUCAUUUUUAAGUGAAACUGAAGUGUUAGCAACAGUUUUUACGUUUGCGUUGUAAUUCGGGAGAAUUUCAUCCUGAUUUUGUAUUCCUUUAGCCUUGAAUAUUAAUCUUAAAAAUUUCAAAGGUUGAACAAAAGCAUAUUGUUAAUGUAUAACCUAAUUGAGUUUGUCUGACAAUAGCACAGUUAAGUUGGGACUACUUAAAAAGAUCGCUGCAAAUUGUUAGCGUGUAAAAUAUACUUCCCAUUUGUUUUAUGUUUUCAAAUGUUAAGAAUAUUUCAAAUAUUAAGAAUACAAAGUGGAAUUGUUUCAAAAUUGUUUAAAAUUCAUGUCAUGCCAGACACUUGUCCACUCAAGCUGAAAGUUCAAUUGACUUCAAACUUUGAGGCCCUGAGAUUUUAGCUGUUUUUAAUAUAUGCAGUACUGUCUGAUCAUUGCCAUGGGAAAAUGCCUUUGCUGAAAGACAAAAACACAGCACUGAAAUCAUAAUUUAUUAUGUGUGUAACUGGUAUGUACAAAAAACUUGCUGAAUUUAUUUAUUGUUGUUUUUUUGUAUUUGAUAAGGAAUAUGAAUAUAUGACUAAGCAGAGUAUUUCCUUUUUAAGGAUGUUUUUGUUGUUUUUCAAGUCAUCUUCAGAAUAUGUAUAUAAAAUCUCUAUAUUUAA
Messenger RNA from Ictalurus punctatus (channel catfish), 5665 nucleotides. It is a transcript of the gene adamts5, whose product is annotated as A disintegrin and metalloproteinase with thrombospondin motifs 5. Gene Ontology annotation, biological process: proteolysis; extracellular matrix organization. The transcript has 8 exons. Lineage: Eukaryota; Metazoa; Chordata; Actinopteri; Siluriformes; Ictaluridae. Gene Ontology annotation, cellular component: extracellular matrix. The record is from RefSeq and is a predicted model, not a curated record. The coding region runs from base 318 to 3101 and encodes 927 amino acids. Gene Ontology annotation, molecular function: metalloendopeptidase activity.